Messenger RNA from Sphaerulina musiva SO2202, 1019 nucleotides. Its product is annotated as ATP synthase subunit G. Gene Ontology annotation, molecular function: proton transmembrane transporter activity. Gene Ontology annotation, biological process: proton motive force-driven ATP synthesis. The coding region runs from base 31 to 675 and encodes 214 amino acids. The transcript is spliced from 3 exons. The record is from RefSeq and is a predicted model, not a curated record. Lineage: Eukaryota; Fungi; Ascomycota; Dothideomycetes; Mycosphaerellales; Mycosphaerellaceae.
CAGACAGAUACCCAGCACUUCCUCAACACAAUGGCAUCUCCAGCCAUGUCCCGGAUGGUCCUCCGCCAGUCCAAGGUCCUCUUCCAGCGUCGCGCCGCCUCGACCACCUCCGAAGCCGCCAACGCCGCAUCCAAGGCCGGAACCGCGGCAAAGGAGACUGCCCAGAGUACGGCAUCAAAAGCACAGCAAGGACUGUCCAGAGUGACAAGCUCAGCCGGGCCUGCAUUGAGCAAGGCCGUGUCGAGCGUCAGCAAUAGCCUCUCGACAGUCGGCGGCCGCACAGGCGCGCUCAUUGGCUUUGUACAAGGUCUCAUUCCACACGUUGUAUACUAUGGCAAGGUAGUCGGCGAACUCGGCAAGAUAGUGUACUCUGGCCGCGGGAUGCAGCCACCUAAUGCGCAAUCCGUUCAAUCCGCCAUCGCACCGCUUCGAAACGCCGUAUCCAACCCCGCCAGCUUUGGGUCGCGGACUGCCAAAGCCGCCGAGAAGACUGCAGACCAGGCGAUCCAAAACCCACAGUCAUUCGUGGAACGACUGAGGAACCUCGAUCCUGCCGCGUUGACCCAAGUCGGCAUCGUAACUGCUGAGACCAUUGGUUUCUUCUCGAUCGGAGAGAUCAUCGGGCGCUUCAAGCUUGUUGGGUACAGGAGCAGCGCCGUGCACGACCAUCAUUGAAUGAGUUGUCGCGACAGAGAAGAAGACUUGUGUGUGUGUGUUGAAGCACACUAUACCUAUUAGAUGGAUGUGGUCAGGGAGAUUGUGGCCUGGCUGCGUCGGCAGGAUCGAACGGCGCCCGACACGAUCUUGUCGGUGCGUGUAACAUUGUGCAUAGUGCAGAGUCCUGAGCAUUCCUGGACGUAGACGAUAACAGACGGUUCUUUCAUUCUGUGUACAACAGCCAGAUACACAGUCCCUAGCUCCCCUCGAGUCCCAAGUCGAAUGAGCGGCGGACAAGAAGUCGCCAGCGACCUAUCAGAAACGUGACUAGGUGAGUCCAGUUGUGCCAAUCAGCACCAGCA